UUGUGAUCACGUGGCCGGCUCCGGGCGCGGCGCUUGUUUUGGUUUCCUCCAGCUUGCCCUGCAAGCCUCGAGGUUAGCUGCUUUCUUGCACCGGUUGCCGCACUUGCAAACGCCCUGGUCUGGGUUCCUCGGGCUCCGCCCGUGCUACCCGAAGCCCUCUCGGGGCGGGCUUCUGCCAUGCCGCUGCUCCGCUACAGAAAGGUGGUCAUCCUCGGAUACCGCUCCGUAGGGAAGACAUCCUUGGCACAUCAAUUUGUGGAAGGCGAGUUCUUGGAAGGUUACGACCCCACAGUGGAGAACACUUACAGCAAGAUAGUGACUCUUGGCAAAGAUGAGUUUCACCUACACCUGGUGGAUACAGCAGGGCAGGAUGAGUACAGCAUUCUGCCCUAUUCAUUCAUCAUUGGCGUCCAUGGUUAUGUGCUCGUCUAUUCUAUCACCUCUAUGCAUAGCUUCCAAGUUGUUGAAAGUCUCUACCAAAAGCUACAUGAAAGCCAUGGGAAAACCCGGUUGCCAGUGGUACUAGUGGGGAACAAGGCGGAUCUCUCUCCAGACAGGGAGGUGCAGGCAGUCGAAGGGAAGAGGCUGGCAGAGUCCUGGGGUGCGACAUUUAUGGAGUCAUCUGCUAGAGAGAAUCAGCUGGCUCAAAGCAUCUUCACCAGAAUCAUCCAGGAGAUCGCCCGGGUGGAGAAUUCCUAUGGGCCGGAGCGGCGCUGCCUCCUCAUGUGAGCCCUGGAGCACAGGAUGACAGCUUCGGGUCUGCCCCUGGCAUUUGCCAGGCUCCAGUGGUCUGGGGCAGGGCCGGCAGGCCCUCAAAGACUUCACGGGUACUGUUGCCACCACACAGUGUGGCACCCUUCAUGUGUAUACACUUUCCCUGGGCUCCGGCAGCCUGGGUGUCACUGUUUACAGUGGGGCAAAGAUGUGGGUGGGCACUGGCCUCUGGCCCCUGUUUUUUGCUCUAUGAAUUCUGUUCUAACCAGCAGGGCUGGGAUGCGGGAUUCCUGGUCCCUGUUUAUCCAGGUCCAUUCCAUCCUGUGUUGGCUGGGUGAGCUAAGCUGGGGGCUCAGGAAGCAGAGCUGGCUCCCUGGGAUGACAAUGUACAUAUGCAAAUAA
Lepus europaeus (European hare) is the source of this 1116-nucleotide messenger RNA. RefSeq names its product RHEB like 1 (gene RHEBL1). The record is from RefSeq and is a predicted model, not a curated record. Lineage: Eukaryota; Metazoa; Chordata; Mammalia; Lagomorpha; Leporidae. Gene Ontology annotation, biological process: small GTPase-mediated signal transduction. Gene Ontology annotation, cellular component: plasma membrane. The transcript is spliced from 8 exons. Bases 178 to 729 code for a protein of 183 amino acids. Gene Ontology annotation, molecular function: GTPase activity; GDP binding; GTP binding.